Messenger RNA from Selaginella moellendorffii, 1482 nucleotides. Its product is annotated as 7-dehydrocholesterol reductase. Gene Ontology annotation, molecular function: oxidoreductase activity, acting on the CH-CH group of donors, NAD or NADP as acceptor. NCBI's taxonomy places the organism in Eukaryota, Viridiplantae, Streptophyta, Lycopodiopsida, Selaginellales, Selaginellaceae. The record is from RefSeq and is a predicted model, not a curated record. The transcript is spliced from 12 exons. Gene Ontology annotation, cellular component: endoplasmic reticulum membrane. Gene Ontology annotation, biological process: brassinosteroid biosynthetic process; sterol biosynthetic process. The coding region runs from base 48 to 1424 and encodes 458 amino acids.
GUUAUGUGCUUGAGGUUUUUUCUUAUUCUCGUUUAGCGCUAGGAUCUAUGGCGUCAUCGAUCGGAGGAAAGGAUGCCAGGAAGAUCAAGGGCGGCGGCGCUGGCGGCGCCAAGGCCUCAUCGUUUGGCACAGUCGCGGGGCAUUCGGCGUCCGUAACUUACGUCUCGAUGCUCGGAUUGCUUCUCUUCUGCCCGCCUUUUGUGAUCGUUCUAUGGUACACGCUGGUGCACGGGCAUGGCGCUGUGUCGAGCUUCUGGGAUCUCGCGCAGGCCAAGGGAUUUCAGGCGCUCGUGGAGAUCUGGCCGAGGCCGACGCUCACAGCAUGCAAGAUCAUCGCAGCGUUUGGAUUGUUUGAAGCGUUUUUGCUGCUGGCAUUGCCUGGCAAGAAGUUUAUAGGGCCCGUGUCUCCAUCUGGAAAUCGUCCAGUCUACAAGGCCAAUGGCAUGGCGGCGUAUGUGACGACUUUGCUGGUAUACACGGCAAUGUGGAGAUUUGGAUGGUUCAAUCCAGCUCUUGUCUACGAUCACCUCGGAGAGAUCUUUUCUACUCUCAUUUUUGGCAGCAUAGUUUUUUGUGUUCUUCUCUAUAUCAAGGGUCACGUUGCACCUUCGUCGUCUGACUCUGGAUCAACCGGAAACUUCAUAGCAGACUUUUACUGGGGUAUGGAACUGUAUCCCCGAAUCGGAAGCUCGUUUGACAUCAAGACGUUCACAAACUGUCGCUUUGGGAUGAUGUCGUGGGCUGUUUUGGCCAUCACGUACUGCAUCAAGCAGCAUGAGUUAUAUGGCAAAGUCUCGGACUCAAUGCUCGUCAGUACGUGCCUCAUGCUGGUGUACAUCACAAAGUUUUUCUGGUGGGAAUCGGGUUACUGGUGCACCAUGGACAUCGCACACGAUCGCGCUGGGUUUUACAUAUGCUGGGGGUGUCUCGUCUGGGUUCCAUCAGUUUAUACUUCUCCAGCUUUGUAUCUCGUUCGUCAUCCCAAUGAGCUUGGUACACAGCUUGCUCUGGCCAUUUUGGUUGCAGGCCUUGCCUGUAUCUAUAUAAACUACGACUGUGAUCGCCAACGCCAGCAUUUCCGAAGCACCAACGGAAAAUGUACAAUAUGGGGGAAAGCACCAGGCAAGAUCGAGGCCACUUACGUGACCGAAAAGGGAGAGACAAAGAAGAGCUUGCUUUUAACUUCCGGCUGGUGGGGGCUCGCACGCCACUUCCACUACGUCCCGGAAAUAUCCGCGGCCUUCUUUUGGUCUGUGCCUGCUCUCUUCGAACACUUCCUUCCAUACUUUUAUGUUGUUUUUCUCACAAUUUUGCUCCUGGACCGAGCCGUCCGCGACGAUCAAAGAUGCCGGACGAAGUACAAAAAAUUCUGGGACCUGUAUUGCCGAGAAGUUCCUUACAAGGUACUCCCUGGCGUGUACUAAGUUAAGUUGUUCCAUUUCUUCUUGGUUCAUGGGGAAAAAACUAUUGUCUUGGAGUUCA